Molecule: messenger RNA, 543 nt
Organism: Colletotrichum godetiae
Lineage: Eukaryota; Fungi; Ascomycota; Sordariomycetes; Glomerellales; Glomerellaceae
Exons: 1
Coding region: 1-543 (180 amino acids)
Source: RefSeq, a predicted model, not a curated record
AUGACCAGCCCUACUGUGCAACUUGGACUAGACUGGACACGCCCAUACCCCCCAUCGUCUCGGUAUGCCGUGUUCAAAUCAAACUUCCAGGAAGUUGGGAACCGCCAACAGAGAUGCGGUCCCAGAACCCGGGCAGCCAGGAGCCCCAGAACCUGGUCGAACAACCCCCUUGCAAGGUGCAACACGCUUGUUGGUGGAAGGCCUUACCACAGUUUCCCACGGUCUACCAAAAACCUCGAACGUCCGUCCAUCUUUGCUUUUUCCUCAUGCCAGUUGACAAGUAAAAGCCCCCUCCUCUCCACUUCUUCCCUCUCUGGCAUGACGCCACUGCAGGGCAAAUAUGCCCCCAAGUCUGGCUCCUCUUCUCCUACUCCUCCUCCUCCUUCUCCUCCACUUUCACCCAUCCCCUGCGUGUUGUUUGGUGCUUGGUAUGGUGGUGUCAAGACCUCAGUCUGGAUAUGGCGUCUAACUAGUCUAGCUGCCUCUUUCGAUCUGCAACUGCAGGGAAACCCUGGCCCGGCCGGUGAGGGUAUCAGGCCCUGA